This is a messenger RNA of Eleginops maclovinus (Patagonian blennie), 779 nucleotides long. It is a transcript of the gene mrpl21, whose product is annotated as mitochondrial ribosomal protein L21. The transcript has 2 exons. Gene Ontology annotation, cellular component: mitochondrial large ribosomal subunit; ribosome. The coding region runs from base 46 to 630 and encodes 194 amino acids. Lineage: Eukaryota; Metazoa; Chordata; Actinopteri; Perciformes; Eleginopidae. The record is from RefSeq and is a predicted model, not a curated record. Gene Ontology annotation, molecular function: structural constituent of ribosome.
UGACCUAACACAUGCGCAGUGGGAACGAAAGCCUUUCCUGUCAACAUGGCGCUGUACAGAGCAGGGUUGUUGUUAAGGACAUCCAGCAGAUUAUUACCGGGAAACCCUCUCAUAUUCCCCGCUGCUGUCCGAACACAGAGCUCCGUGAGCGGGGUGCUGGUGCCCCGGACCUCCCUCACCAACCCGCCGUGGCCAGAGCAGCUCCCCUCGGUGGAUGAGGCGGAGGUUCUGAGGCGACACGCCGCGGUGGUGAGCACCGUGAACCGGAGCAUCGAGCAGCAGGACUUCGGCCGCUUGUUCGCCGUGGUGCACUUCGCCAGCCGGCAGUGGAAGGUCACCGGGGAGGACCUGAUCCUGAUCGAGAACCACCUGGAGGCGGGCUGCGGGGAGCGGAUCCGCCUGGAGAAGGUGCUGCUGGUUGGCGCGGAGGACUUCACCCUGGUGGGGAGGCCUCUGCUGGGGAAGGAUCUGGUCCGGGUCGAGGCCACCGUCAUCGAGAAGACCGAGUCCUGGCCCAAAGUGCAUAUGCGUUUCUGGAAGAGACACCGGUACCAGCGCAAGAUGAUCAUCGUGCAGCCGCAGACGGUGCUGAGGAUCAACAGCAUCGAGCUGGCCCCCAGGCUCUCAUGAUGAUGGACUAUUCCACAUAGACUGUUUGUUUUCUAUUCAUUUAAAUAUGCAAACUGUGAAUGAGUUGCUUUCUUGCUGCAGCAAAGGGACUCCUCUGACAGUUGUUGACUGUUUGAAACUGUAAAUAAAGAUUCAUCUUUUGACUGAUA